AUGACAUCCAACAAUGGUAGUGGCAGCGACCACGGCGGGUUUGGGAAUGGGUUCACGUCGUACAUUGAUCUCACGGGCUCCGAACCUAUAACGAGGGUGGUACGUCACGAACAAGGAACGACGUCUGACGAACCCGACAUGCCCACGGCAGUGACGCAAAUGUGUCUACUGGGCCCCAUACACACGAUACACCAGGCCAAUGAUCUCAAACCACCACCUCGAACCGAACCUCAAAAACUUAGCACUACCACGACCGCUACUGGUAAUACGGGUGGGUCAGCAAUACCUGUACAGGUUACUGAGGAUGACCACCGGGUGAGCCUUAGUAUGGAAUUGAUACGCGAACACAUGUUUACCUGUGGCGUGUGCACCAAGGGCGUGUUAUGCAGUGGAUUAGAGCUGAUAGGUUGCUUGCAACGCGGAAUACACUGCUCUAUAUGGGUUAGAAAACCCCUAAAGCACCCAGAGAGCUUGCUAAAACAACCCUAUCCUUCCGUUAACCAAAACUUGAAUAAAGAACCCUAA
This is a messenger RNA of Sphaeroforma arctica JP610, 525 nucleotides long. RefSeq lists its product as hypothetical. The coding region runs from base 1 to 525 and encodes 174 amino acids. The transcript has a single exon. The record is from RefSeq and is a predicted model, not a curated record. NCBI's taxonomy places the organism in Eukaryota, Ichthyosporea, Ichthyophonida.